This is a messenger RNA of Oryza sativa Japonica Group (Japanese rice), 2427 nucleotides long. RefSeq names its product probable methyltransferase PMT19. The record is from RefSeq and is a predicted model, not a curated record. Gene Ontology annotation, cellular component: endosome; trans-Golgi network; cytoplasm. NCBI's taxonomy places the organism in Eukaryota, Viridiplantae, Streptophyta, Magnoliopsida, Poales, Poaceae. Gene Ontology annotation, molecular function: methyltransferase activity.
CAUUCGCGACGAGAAGUUCAAAAAAAAAAAAACAUUCGCGACGAGCAUCCGAUACUCGCCGCCGCCGCAGCGCGCGCCAUGCCGCUCUCCGCAACGGAUGCGGCGGCCGCCGCCGUCAAGCCGCUGCCGCGUGCGCUCUCGCUUGCGGGGGCGGCCGUGGCGGCGGCCACCACGUCGCUGAUCCUCAUCUCCGUCGUCGUCUCCCGCGCCCACCACUCCGCCUCCUCCUCCUCCUCCUCGCCGCCGCCCUCCAGCAGCGCCUCCACCGCGGCGCCGCUGCCCGCGCCACCCACCCCGUCGCCCGUCCCGGAGCACCUCCACCACCACCCGCCGCCGCCGCCCCCCGUCCCGCCGUGCCCGCCCAACGCCACCCACGUCGUCCCCUGCCACGAGGACGACGAGCUCUCCGGGGAGCGCCACUGCCCGCCGCGCCCGCCGCCGCCGCCGCCCCCGCACCCGCCCGAGGACCCGCCGCCUCACCCGCCGCACCCCCCGGACCACCCGCCGCCGCCGCCACCCUGCCGCGUCCCGCCGCCUCCCGGGUACCGCCAGCCCAUGGCGUGGCCCGCGCGGCGUGACCGCGCGUGGUACGCGAACGUGGAGCUCCCGCCGCUGGCCCCGGCCAAGCUGGCCGGCCCCCCUGACCCCGUGCGCGCCCGCGGCGACUGGCUGGUGUUCCCCAAGGGGGUGGGGACUUACGUCGAGCAGCUGGCCGGCAUGGUUCCUCUCCGCGGCGGCGAGGUCCGGACCGCGCUCGACGUAGGAUGUGGGGUUGCGAGCUUUGGAGACUACCUGUUGAACUAUGGGAUACUGACCAUGUCAAUUGAUAGGAGAAAUAGGCAUAAAGCACAAGUGCAGCUCGCCUUGGAGCGUGGUCUGCCAGCGAUGAUCGGAGCACUCGGUGUUCGCAGGCUGCCUUAUCCGACGAGGUCGUUCGACAUGGUGCACUGCGCAGGCUGCCUUGUUCCGGGGAAUUCUCAUGAUGAACUCUACAUGCUGGAAAUUGACCGUCUUCUCCGACCUGGUGGAUAUUGGGUAUUGGCUAUGCCACCAAUCAGCUGGAAAACACAGUAUGAUGAUUUGAACCGUACAGCCAAGGGUAUGCCAGGUGAACAAUUAGCUUUGGAAGAGAUAGUGAAAAAACUUUGCUGGUCGAAGGUUUCAGAGAACGGUACAAUCGCGGUUUGGAGAAAGCCUAUAAAUCAUAUUCAAUGCGAGCAAGAUGCUAAGCUCUUGAGGUCACCACCGUUCUGUACAGGAGAUGAUGCAGACAGUGCUUGGUAUGUAAAUACUUCAAUGUGCCUAACUCGUCUUCCAAGAGAUAUUGCUGGUGGUGCUGUGGAGAAGUGGCCUGAAAGGCUCACUGCCAUACCACCAAGGAUAGCCAGUGGAGAAACAAAGGGGAUGCCCAUACAGACAUACAAACUUGACAGUUUGGAUUGGAAUAAAAGAGUUGAUUUCUACAGAACAUAUUUGAAUUUAUCUGAUGGGAGUUACAGGAAUGUCAUGGACAUGAAUGCCGGCUUUGGUGGCUUUGCUGCGGCUAUGUCUGAAUAUCCUGUUUGGGUCAUGAAUGUAGUUCCUGCAAAUCUGACGGACAAUACACUUGGUAUCAUCUAUGAGCGUGGCUUGAUAGGAACAUACAUGGACUGGUGCGAGUCUUUCUCUACUUAUCCACGUACAUAUGAUGUGCUACAUGCCAAUGGAGUAUUCAGCCUGUAUAUGGACACGUGUGGCAUCCCUUACAUCAUGCUCGAGAUGGAUCGCAUUCUCCGGCCAGGAGGUGCUGCGAUAAUCCGGGACGCGCCUGAUGUGGUUCACAAGGUGAAGGAUGCUGCAGACAGGCUACACUGGCACAGCGAAAUCGUUGACACUGAGAAUGGGGGCCUGGAUCCUGAGAAGCUUCUCAUCGUGGACAAUUCUCUUCCAUUCCCAGAUCACCCUGCAUGAUGUUGAUAAUUUCCACAUCUUCUCUGAUCAUCAUCUUCAGAAUCAGAAAAGAUUGUUCUUGGAUGCUUGUAUACAUGCACAGAUGAAGAGUAUAAGAGGACUCUACACGCAAUAGUUACAUAUCCAGAUGACCACAUAGCCGAAUAAUCCAAUGUAUUUGAGCUGUUUACUCCACUAGACACUGUCAGAUUCCAAUAAACCAGUAUAGGUAACUUAAUCUCCUGAGCUCUGUGUUGUUCCCAGCAUGGUGUUGGAUGUGCAGAGAUGCAACCAUGCUCGAUUCUGUAGAGAUGUAGUAUCUAAUUGCUCUGCAUUUGUAUAUUGUAUACUAGCUGUGUAUUAUCGGUGAGAUUUCUGUGAAAUUCCUUCAGAGUUUGCCUUGCUUUGCUUGCUAAGCAAUGGCAUGAUUCAUGUAUGAUGAUGGAAUCUGUAGCCUCUACAGUUUUGCUCAGGUACUUCCAAAUUUUUCAGGCUAAA